AAUAGUGUAGGGGAAAAUUUCAUAGGAAGUCUUACUUUAUUCCGCAUAAAACUCGGUCUCAUUUGGCACCAAGUGGAGUUAAUUCGCCCCUAACUGUCCCUCUUGGAAAAUGGUGGAUAAAAUAGAUGUGGACGCGGAGGAACACGCGGCCGAAUACGGUGUGCUCAAGGGAGAUCUUGUGUUCAUACGCAACAAUGAAAACCUCAUGCAAACCAUCGAUGAGAUCCAGCAAACGCUAGCGAACGUAAAUCGUGAGUACGAUAAUUAUGCCAACUUUACACUAGAGCAAAAGGUUCGGUUCGAUUCGCUAUGUGCGUUCUGCGUGAACUCACUGUUUUGGAUGCACGAGAAGCUGCUUGGUCGUCCGAAUACGGUCAUGGAUGACAUCAAAUCGGAUCUCGACCGGGUGCGGGAAGCAAUGAAACGGUUACAAAUGGUGCACGAUAACCUAACCAAACGUCCCCAGCUAGAUAAGCCGGCUGCUAAACGGUUCAUUCGGGCCGGACUGUACGACAAAUCGGACAGUGCGCCACCGAACAAGAAGAAGCGGGAAAAGAAUGCAGAAUGACCAGUGCAAUCUGGUUAAAAAAAAGCAUAACCAUCAAGUAAAUGUGUGUAUAAAAUGUUAGGAAAAAAGCUGAUGAAUGAUUGUAAAAAUUUACGCACUAUCAAACAAAAAUCGAUACUAAUA
Anopheles moucheti is the source of this 691-nucleotide messenger RNA. RefSeq lists its product as uncharacterized. The transcript has 2 exons. The record is from RefSeq and is a predicted model, not a curated record. Gene Ontology annotation, molecular function: DNA binding; RNA binding. Gene Ontology annotation, cellular component: exosome (RNase complex); nucleolus. Lineage: Eukaryota; Metazoa; Arthropoda; Insecta; Diptera; Culicidae. Bases 110 to 568 code for a protein of 152 amino acids. Gene Ontology annotation, biological process: maturation of 5.8S rRNA; regulation of gene expression.